This is a messenger RNA of Geodia barretti, 1431 nucleotides long. The record is from the annotation of a GenBank genome assembly. Lineage: Eukaryota; Metazoa; Porifera; Demospongiae; Tetractinellida; Geodiidae.
AUGAGAGUAAAAGUGUAUUACAUCUGUGCUGUCCUGUUGGUGUUAAGCCUAUCGACACCUGCAGUCUUCGCACAAGACGCGCAAGAAGAGCAUCUGGUUGGAUGGUGGCUAUUUGAUAACCUCAAAGAGGAAACAGGCAACUGGGGAGAGAUUGAACUCCAAGGUGCCAAAAUUGAGAAGGGACAACUGGUCGUUGAAACCGGGAAAUGGGCACAUGCCCCUGAGUACGAUGGUCCCGAUAUCACGGAAUUGACAUUGGCGACCUGGGUCAGUUUGGACGACUACGCCAAGACGAAUGGCUCUGCACUCACGCUGGAUAAACUCAGCAAAGACCAGUUUCGCGCAAUCGUCUGGGCUGAAAGGGUGGAUAAACAAUGGAUGCCUGGGAGCAGCCAUUUCCGACAUACGAAUGAUUUCCCCGACGCAGUCACUGAAAAGGCAACGGGCGAACUUGUUUUCCUUGUCAUCACUUACAGGGAUGCCAAAAACAAUACCGAGAUCACCGGCUACCGUAAUGGCGUGAACCUUGGUAGUUUUGAAAAGGAACCCGUUGAAACCUGGCCGGCAGAUGAUGCUGAAGCAAUUUGGGGGAAGCGGCACGUAAACGGACUUAAUGGUCCCGGUGAACUCAACGCGCACAUUGACGAAUCCCGAAUUUACAACGUCGCGUUGACAGAGGAUGAAGUCCAAAGCCUGGAAGCAGGAACGCUUUCAGUCGAACCCCAUGUCUUCGCACAAGACGCUCAAGCGGACAAUCUACUUGGGUGGUGGUUAUUUGAUAGCGAAAAAGACGAGAUGGGGAACUGGGACGAUAUGGAUCUCCACGGUGCCGAACUCGAAGAUGGUCAGUUGAUUGUUGAGACCGGGAAAUGGGCACACGCACUCGAAUACGGCGGACCCGACAUCGAAGAGAAGACAUUGAUGACAUGGGUUGCUCUGGACAGCCUCGCUGCAACGAAAGGCUCAGCACUCACGUUAGAUAAAGCCACAGAGGACCAAUUUAACGCGAUUGUUUACGCUGAACGCCAACCGAGUCAAUGGAUGUCCGGAAGCAGUUGGUUCCAUCGCACUGAGGACUUCCCAAAAGCCCACAAUGAAAAGAAAGAAGGCGAAAUGGUCUACUUAGCCUUCACGUACGAAGAUAAGGGUGGGACUUACAAGAUUACCGGAUACCGUAACGGUGAGAGCCUUGGGAGUUAUGAAAAGGGUGAAAUCAAAACCUGGCCCACUGGUGAUGCCGAAGCAGUUUGGGGUAAACGGCAUACAGGUGGACUUGACGGUCCCGGUGACCUCAACGCACACAUUGAAGAAUCCCGAAUUUACGCUGUUGCAUUGACCGAGGCCGAAGUGAAGGAAAUGGAAAUCGGAACGCUUUCAGUUGAUCCCAAAGGUAAACUCGCUACCAAAUGGGCAAAGCUUAAAGCGAAGUAA